AAUCAUUCUCCCCAAAAUUUGUGUGAGUGACUAAAGAAGGGGUUGUUGAUUUGUGAAGUGUGAAGAUGAUAGAGGUGGUGCUGAACGAUCGGUUGGGGAAGAAGGUUCGUGUGAAGUGCAACGAGGAUGACACCAUAUGUGACCUGAAGAAGCUUGUGGCGGCUCAGACUGGUACAAGGGCCGACAAGAGUAGGAUCCAGAAGUGGUCCAACAUCUACAAAGACCACAUCACUCUCAAGGAUUACGAGAUUCACGAUGGCAUGGGCCUCGAGCUCUACUACAACUAAAGUUAAUUUCACACU
Molecule: messenger RNA, 302 nt
Organism: Quercus lobata
Lineage: Eukaryota; Viridiplantae; Streptophyta; Magnoliopsida; Fagales; Fagaceae
Product: ubiquitin-like protein 5
Exons: 1
Coding region: 66-287 (73 amino acids)
Biological process (GO): protein modification process
Molecular function (GO): protein binding
Source: RefSeq, a predicted model, not a curated record